CGGGAAGAGACCCGCCCAUAUACGAACGCUCCCAUAGUCUGCUCCUUCCUCCUGUCAGAUAGGGAGAUUGUCUUAGGCUGGCCAAAUGUGCCACAACGGGUCUGCCAAGUGUCGCUCCCCGGAUCGAUGUUCCGGACGGGAGGGUGGUGACCUGGUGUUCAACUGCUUCCACACUUCCGCCACUGCUGACCAUCAAGUGCGUCUACAUCGCUGCGGAGCGAACCCGGCAGUCGUGUUGAUUGGGAGCACACGACCGUCUUUGGGUGCGCAUUCUCACCCACGCGACAAGUCUUGGCCGACCACUGUUGCUCCAGCAGCUGUCUGGGCAGGAGGAGGCUGUAGGGCCGCUAGCAUGCCGUGGCCCCGGAUUCACUGGCGAGCUGAGGUCACAGGUACCUCGACAGGCAUUUGGGGCUCGGCUAAGGAGAUGAGGUGAUGCGAGGAAGUAUAAGGGCAGGAUGGCGACCUAUCCAGUUGUGGAAAGGGUGGGCUCGUCCCUAUAAUCCACCCGUCUCUUGGUGCCCGCGGGAUUACCAGGGUUGGCAGGGGGCUGCUG
This is a messenger RNA of Neohortaea acidophila, 556 nucleotides long. RefSeq lists its product as uncharacterized. The record is from RefSeq and is a predicted model, not a curated record. Bases 86 to 436 code for a protein of 116 amino acids. NCBI's taxonomy places the organism in Eukaryota, Fungi, Ascomycota, Dothideomycetes, Mycosphaerellales, Teratosphaeriaceae. The transcript has a single exon.